GAUUUCACGCAAUCUAGAUGAGAUCCUAAUAUUUUUUGUGAACUUGUCAAGUUGUCAUCAAAUUUUCAGAUUAUCUCAGGUGUGCUCAAAGUUAAAAAGUAAUAAGUCAGCAUAAAGUUAUUGUCAAAAAUUGAAAUGGCUAGCACGGCAAGUCCUCUCCUUCCUCGUCUUGUUUCAUCAUGUGUUGCAGUUGCUAACAACGCGGGAAAAAUUAUUAGGGAUAUAUUAAAGCAAGGUGAUCUGCAAAUUGUGCAGAAAGAGCAUGCCAAAGAUCUGCAAACUGAGGCAGACAGAGCUGCCCAGCGCUACAUUGUGUCUUCCCUUGCUGCCCACUUCCCCAAGGCUACUCUCAUUGGUGAGGAGGAAGAAUCAGGAUCUGGUGAAGUGACGGACCUUACAUCUGUUGAGCAGCUCACCAUUGCCUGCCCUGAGCAUCUCUCCAACUUGUCCGAAGAAGAGGUUGUGUUGUGGAUAGAUCCUGUUGACGGCACAUCUGAGUACACCCAAGCAUUCGAGUGCAUGUCAGGUAGACACGGCGCCUCUUGCCCUCGUGUCUCGGUACUUGAACACAGAACUGUCAGCUGCACAAGUUUACUGGACCACGUCACAGUUCUGAUCGGCAUAGCUGCGCAGGGCAAAGCUGUGGCAGGCGUCGUCCACCAGCCUUACUUCAACUACCAGACCCCAGGAGCUGAGCUGGGGAGGACAGUGUGGGGUGUGGUGGGGCCAUUGGCCAUAGGUGGGGGAGCUGGCCAUAAGGUGCUGCUGCUGCUGGACGGCCACGCGCACGCCUACGUCUUCGCCAGUCCCGGCUGCAAGAAGUGGGACACGUGCGCCCCUGAAGCGGUGCUGGUGGCUGCUGGGGGCGCCCUCACUGACAUCAGGGGCGACCUCAUCCCUUAUCAUAAGGACGUCGACCGCAGAAACAGCACAGGCGUUUUGGCCACGGCGCCCGGGGAAUGCCACCAAACAUAUCUCAACAAAAUCCCUGAUGCCGUUAAGAAUAAUCUGAAGAAAUAAUGCCUCUCCUGGCCUGUCAAUACUCCUGCCGUGGCCGCUGCCUUGUCAAGAGGAGCUACUGGAAACGUCCGCCUGUCGAGCUUCAUGUCAGCUUGUCCAGGCUCCCCAAUCCUUGUUUUCAAUCCCAAUCCUUGUCUUCAAUUCCCAUCGCCAACCCUGGAAUUGAACCUCCUUCACCAAUCAUUUAAUUAAACCCCCAAUCCUCAAUCCUUGUCUUCAAUCCCCAUCCUCAAUCUUUGAUUUAAAUCCCCAUUUCCAAUCCUUAUCUUCAAUUCCAAUCCCCAAUCCUUGUCAUCAAUUCUAAUCCUCAAUACUUGCCUUCAACCCCAUCCCCAAUCCUUGUCUGCAAUCCCGAUCUCCAAUCCUUGUCUUCAAUCUCUAUCCCCAACCCUUGUCUUCAAUCCUUAUAAUCUACAGCCGUGCGUGUUCCCAUAUUUUCAUUUCUGGUUAGUAUAUUUUUAUUAUGGUUAUUAUAUCAAUUUACGAUAAGUUACAGAGUUUACAUCUGCAUUCUUUUAUUCAUUAAAAGUCUUUUUCCAAUGUUGAAUUACGACAAUUGUUCUUAUCAUUUACGAUUAGCUUCAAGUUUCAGUUAUGGGUUCUCAUUUACCUAAUUAAGUUAAUUAACUAAAGUUCUCACCAGUUUGCAUUUUGCGUUGGCUCAAAAAAGGCCAAAUAUCAAGUCAAAUGUCAAAGGCUGAAAGCUGGAGUUGUCUGUGACUUUAGUUACCUUGGGCCGUACUGUCAAAAAUAUGUGAGUUCGUAACUCAAUCAGCCUAUCACUGACGGCUUAUUUAGCUACACCCACCAAUCAUGGACGAGAAAUGGACCGAUAAGUGCGUUUGAGCGAGUUUAGAGACUACGGGCGCUGGCCUGUAGAUAUGAAUUGCUGUGGCCUUAGAGAAUGUGUCCUUAGACAAAGGGUUCCAAAAGGUUAGACUGCUACUGUAUGUAAUUAACUGGAUUUGCGGUAAUCGGAACCUUCAUCCAUGUCACUGAUGACUAUUUUUGAGUUUUGUUGCUCAAUCAUUGCAGCUCUAGUCAAUCAUGCGUCUUAAACUACACUUCGUGAGAACGCCAACCGCCCUGAAUGAAGCCUUUAUUUUGUAAUAUGUACGCUUCAAUAUUGUUAAUGGUGCUUUAACCUUUAAUGCUAAGCUCUUUGUAUUCUUAAUGAGUUGUUAAUGUUGCUGUCCACGGCUCUGCUUGUGCGUCGCCUUCAAAUCAUCCUUGCGUGCCCGGCUGUGCGCGCGGGCAUUGGUUUAUUUUACGCACAGAUUUGUCUGUGAAGUUGUACGCUCAGUUUAACGUUUAUUAACUUAAUUUCAUGCAACUAACCGUUCUAACUCUGACAUUUUGUUUUGCUUCGAAGUUUAUUCUGUUACACGUUAUAUUUUGUUUGUUAUGUUAUGCUCGUUCAGUUUUGAUGUGGUGCUUGUGUGAUGUGAUUAUCCCCUCAUGAUUCAUUCCGAAAAUUUCCUUGUACGCCGAUAUUACGACGGAAGAAAAAUGUAGUUUUGAUACUAAAUAAUCCAUAGUACCUAUUUCAGCUGUAGAAUUAGUGUCAAUCUUAGAAUUAGUGCCAAACUUUGCUAUAGUGCUUGCAUCUAAAAUUUGAAGUUGUCCUAACUCUUAAUUCAAUUCCAGAUAUUAAUUGUAAACUCUUAGAAAUUGAUUUUUUUAUAUUAUUAAA
Molecule: messenger RNA, 2713 nt
Organism: Hyalella azteca
Lineage: Eukaryota; Metazoa; Arthropoda; Malacostraca; Amphipoda; Hyalellidae
Product: 3'(2'),5'-bisphosphate nucleotidase 1-like
Biological process (GO): phosphatidylinositol phosphate biosynthetic process
Molecular function (GO): 3'(2'),5'-bisphosphate nucleotidase activity
Source: RefSeq, a predicted model, not a curated record